CUCUAUGGCUGACGCGCAGUUCUGCGCAUGCGUUUUUGUGUUUGUAUCAUAGCGCUGUAAGGAGUUCGUUUAUGGUGAGUUCUUCUGCAGUUACAAGUUCACAAUGGUGUUGAUGAACCCUGUAAUUUCCAAGCUGACUGGUAAACUGGUCGUCCUGGCUAGCUCUUCUCCAAGGAGGCUGGAAAUACUCACCAAUGUGGGUUUACGAUUUGAGGUUGUGCCCUCCUGGUUUAAGGAAACCUUAGACAAGCGGCUGUUUGAAACACCCCAUGAGUAUGCUGUGGAGAAUGCCAAACUGAAAGCCUUGGAGGUGGCAAAGAGGAUGCCUUAUAAACACCUGAAAACUCCAGACAUUGUGAUCGGAGCAGACACUGUUGUAACUGUUGAUGGACUGAUUCUUGAGAAGCCAGUGGACAAGCAAGAUGCCUACCGAAUGCUUUCUAGGCUGAGUGGUAAAGAACACAGUGUAUUUACUGGAGUGGCGAUUAUUCUCUGCCAUGAGAAAAAAGAUGGAGAGAUUAAUUACCAAGUAAUUGACUUCUAUGAGGAGACCAAAGUGAAGUUUGCUAAUCUGUCUGAUGAUUUGCUCUGGGAGUACAUCAAUAGUGGAGAACCUAUGGACAAGGCCGGUGGCUAUGGCAUCCAGGCUCUGGGUGGCAUGCUGGUAGAGUAUGUGCACGGAGACUUCCUGAACGUGGUAGGCUUCCCACUCAACCACUUCUGUAAGAAGCUGGGUGUCAUCUUCAGUCCUCCAAACACCCUGGGCCUAAGUCCCCAGGGCAGCCUGACACCAAAUGGCUCACAGACCAGACCUGUUGAGACAGCCUCUUCAGUCGCCAGCAGCCCUUCAGCGACCCAAGCCUAUAACAGUGUUCUGGACAGCGAGGGACAACACAGCCCUUCGGCCAGCCCAGUCCAUAAGGUAAAGCAGGGGGAGAGUGCGGUGGGAGGGAGAGAUGCUCCCCAGACGUUGGUCAGCAGCCUGUCCAAGUGCUCUGAGAAUGGGGAGGUUAAACAUCUGGACAACAGUGGCCUUAUGGCACCAGGCGCAACCAACAAGGGCACCAAGUGGACACAAAAUGCAAACCACAGCGAGAAGGAUGACUGCAUAGAAGGGAUGAGAAAGAUGACUGAGCUCAUUGAUGGAUUCAAAGCCUCAAAGGCAUUGUUCACAGCCUCUGAAUUGCAUGUGUUUGACAUGUUAAGGAGCAGUAAGACCGGGGAGCUGCAGGUUGAGGACGUGGCCCGGGAGAUCAAAGCAUCUGUGAAGGGGACAGAACGCCUGCUGGAGGCCUGUGUCUCUCUGGGACUCCUGCAAAGAAAGGGAAAAGAAUACACAAACUCAGAGCUUUCUAGGCGUUUCCUGCUGUCGGAUGCUUCAUACUCUCUACAGGGUUACAUCCAACACUGUAAUGAGAUGGUAUGGCCUCUCUUCAGCUACCUGGAGAGCGCUGUAAAGGAGGGGACCAACCAGCACGAGAAGGCUUUUGGAAAGACCUCAGAUAACCUCUUCCAGGACACCUACUACAGCAGAAAUGAGGUGAAGCUGCGGUUCAUGAAGGCAAUGCACAGUAUUGCCAUUGUUUCCAGUAGAGACGUGGCAAUGGCCUUCGACCUCUCCCAAUAUACGACUGCCUGUGACCUGGGAGGAUGCACUGGGGCCAUGGCGUAUGAGUUUGUCAAAGUUCAUCCUGGGCUGUCCGUGACCGUGUUCGACUUGCCUGAAGUCAUUGAGAUGAGCGAUCACUUCCGCCCACACGAUGCAGAUAACAGAGUAUCGUUUGUAGCAGGAGAUUUUUUUAAAGAUGAGCUUCCCAAGGCAGAUAUAUACAUCUUAGCGAGAAUUCUACAUGACUGGUCCGAUGAGAAAGUUCACAUCUUGCUGAGUAAAAUUUCAAAAGCAUGCAGUUCAGGCGGCUGUGUGCUGGUCAGCGAGAUCUUCUUGGAUGAGGACCGGACGGGCCCGGGCAGGGGCCUUCUCCAGGCCCUUAGUAUGACAGAGGGGAUACAGAGAAGUGCAUCUGAAUACAGCUUCCUACUUAAGAGCCAAGGCUUCACUACGACACAUGUCAAGCACACACACAACAUCCUGGACGCCAUGUUAUGUGUCAAAGAGGGACUUGGAAACCAAUGAAGUACAAAUAAUUUGACUUGCCCGUUGUCCCAACAUCUCUGCACUUUUUUUUAAAUACCUGAGGUGACACGUUGAGUAAUUGCAAACUGCUUGCAAAUACCCUUUUAUGGCACAUGAAUGAUUACUUUAGGAGAGGAAGGAAGAAUCCUUUAUUUUAUUUUCAAAGGAAAGUGGACAUACACUGUCCUUACGUAAUUUUUCAUUUCCUUCCACGGCUUUGAUUGAAAGUUGGUAUUGGGAGACAGGUGCUUUCCGGCGGGGAGUACAGAUGUUUAUGAGGACGGGAGUUUUACAACUGGACCACGGUCCACACAGAAAUAACUAUUUUAAAUAAUAAUUCAAACAGGGCUGGACUUGACUGGGCUUGAUGGAAACUUCUAUUUCUUUUCAAACUCCAAAUGGUUUUUACUUGGUACCAUAGAUUGUGACUAGGUAACAGGCACCUGCCUUGACUGUAAGGCAUGUGACCUUUCCCCAGAAUUACUAAGCCACUUUAUUUUCGGUUUCCAAUGUUUGAUCAAAUGGUCCACAAUGUAUAUUUCAAUUGGCUACAGCAAAGGCAUUUUCUAUUUCUGAUUUAGAAAUCAUUGCAACAUUUGUAAUCUCUGCAAUAAAGCACCCAUGAACUGAUAACAACAAAUGACAACCAACUUGUUUGCUUGGCCUCUUUUGCAAAAAAUAUGUAAUUUUAAGACCCCAACCAAAAACACUACAUUGUUUGUUUAUUUUUUUGCGUUACACAAAUGUAUGAUUGGUGUUUAAAUAAUGAAUCAUUGGUUGUUUAAUAUUGGGUGUGAGUGCACAGGGAAUAGUACCACUAACGUAUAUACUAAAUAUUGGGUAUAAAUUUUCCAAUAAUUAUCAUAAUUUCUGACAUUACUACAAUGGUAAAAGACUAUGAUUUAUGCACAUUGAAUAGGCAAUGGGAUGCACUGUCAUUGAAUAUCUUUCUUAUUUGGUUAGCGUCACUUUGAUUGGACUUAACAGCUGUGUUCUGCACGGCAGAGCAAAACUGAUUUCUGUCAGUUGUUGCAUAAGUUAUAUGUUGGAAUUAAUUUACUUUGUCUAAGACUCCUUUAACUGUAAAGCAAACGGAAUAAACACAAUACAUUUUAUUAUUCGUA
Molecule: messenger RNA, 3258 nt
Organism: Esox lucius (northern pike)
Lineage: Eukaryota; Metazoa; Chordata; Actinopteri; Esociformes; Esocidae
Gene: asmtl
Product: acetylserotonin O-methyltransferase-like
Exons: 15
Coding region: 104-2134 (676 amino acids)
Molecular function (GO): O-methyltransferase activity; nucleoside triphosphate diphosphatase activity
Source: RefSeq, a predicted model, not a curated record